This is a messenger RNA of Oryzias melastigma (Indian medaka), 1407 nucleotides long. RefSeq names its product chemokine-like receptor 1. The record is from RefSeq and is a predicted model, not a curated record. Gene Ontology annotation, biological process: inflammatory response; complement receptor mediated signaling pathway; phospholipase C-activating G protein-coupled receptor signaling pathway. NCBI's taxonomy places the organism in Eukaryota, Metazoa, Chordata, Actinopteri, Beloniformes, Adrianichthyidae. Gene Ontology annotation, cellular component: plasma membrane. Bases 47 to 1153 code for a protein of 368 amino acids. Gene Ontology annotation, molecular function: complement receptor activity; G protein-coupled receptor activity. The transcript has a single exon.
GAUCCACACUCAUCUCCGAGCCUCUGCAGAAAAUGUUUAAACAAGUAUGAAGGUUGGUACUGACAGACUCUUUUCUUUGACUGCAGGUGUCAUGACGACCACACAGAUGAAUGCUACACCCUUCCUUUCCACUAGCAUUACGGAUUUGCCAGAAUAUGACGACUUUGAUGAGUUUGCAGAGCUGAAAGAAGCUCUACAUGUCAUGUCUCUUGUCGUUUGCAGUCUGGUAUCUCUCCUGGGUGUGAUUGGGAACGGUCUGGUUAUCUGGGUGACCGGCUUCAAGAUGAAGAAAACUGUUAACACAGUUUGGCUUCUUAAUCUUGCUCUGGCUGACUUCCUCCUGCUGAUUUUUCUUCCCUUUCACAUCACUUCCCUGGCUUUAGACGCCUACUGGCCUUUUGGUGCAGUCAUGUGCAAAAUCACCCACACGUCACUGAUGCUAAACAUGUAUGCCAGUGUCUUGAUCCUGAUGGUGAUCAGCAUGGAUAGAUGUGUGUCUGUGACGCGACCUGUAUGGGCUCAGAACCACAGAAAUGUCCGCAAAGCUUCCUUUGUGAGUCUGAGUGUUUGGCUGCUGGCUCUGGUUCUCAGCGUUCCCAUCCUUGUUGUCUUUAAUACCUCUGAAUAUCGUGAUGUUUUAGUGUGCUCAAAUGAAGUUGAUCAAACUGGGAGUCAUAUUAUGAUAGUAACUCACUUCCUCCUUGGAUUCAGCAUCCCUUUCAUUGUAAUUGUCACCUGUUAUGCUGUCAUAAUCUAUACUCUACAAAAAAAACGCACUCUGGCCAGCCAAUCAAGACACGCCUUUAAAAUAAUCUCUGCCAUCAUCGUCGCCUUCUUCCUGUGCUGGACUCCCCAUCAUCUGUUGGGGAUCAUUGUGAUAAAGGAUGACAUGACAGGCAAUACUGAUGACACAUUCGGACACAUCAUUAAUAUUGGACACCCGAUUGCAUUGACCCUGGCUUUUCUGAACAGCUGCCUGAACCCUUUGCUCUACGUGUUCAUGGGUCAAGAUUUCAAGAAUAGAAUCUUCAAAUCCCUCCCAAAAGUGUUGGAGACUCUCCACGAUGAAGAGGGGCCUCUCUCACAAACCUACAGAAGAGCUGUGGUCUCUAACCGGAGCAAAAAUACGUCUUCGACUAAAACUGCGGUGUAAUCCUCCCAAUGAAGAAAAGCUUCAACCAGAGACAUUUUUACAAAUAUAAAUGCAAAACAAGUGUACCAAUCCUGAUGUUUAAAUUCUACCUAAAAAGUCACUCCCAUGAAAAUAGUGUUUUUGAUGUUUUUAAUAUGCUCUUGUAGCAUUUUUAUCAUAUAAAUAAAUAGAAAGUUAAGCUAAAAGGCGAAUUUCUGGAUAUUUCUUUAUUUAAAUUGUUGUGAAUCAGUUGCAGAUGAAAAAAUGCUUGUAGG